This is a messenger RNA of Orbicella faveolata, 3798 nucleotides long. RefSeq lists its product as uncharacterized. NCBI's taxonomy places the organism in Eukaryota, Metazoa, Cnidaria, Anthozoa, Scleractinia, Merulinidae. Gene Ontology annotation, cellular component: early endosome. Gene Ontology annotation, molecular function: phosphatidylinositol binding. The record is from RefSeq and is a predicted model, not a curated record.
GUAGCUUAGAAGAACAUGGGUUGGUUCGUCGUUUUUGUCUUGUUUAUCUCCGUUUUUUUUGCAGGAUUUUCAUUCAGGUCACUGUUUCUCUAUGUAAUCCUUGCCAGCGCAAGCUUUGGCUUGACGCACAUUUUUCUCACAAAUAAAUGGGGACUGGAUGGUUUAUUUGAAGAGCUGUUCAAAAUUGUCGAGUUCUUUGGUUUUGGAGCACCCCAUCGCUUGGAAAACAGGAUCUCUUACUCAUCUUUCUACACUGAUGGUGGUUUUCGCAGCCUUAAUGAGAUUCCGAAACCCUUAGAGAAAUGUUUCAAAAGGUUGAUCGAGAACAUCAUCCGCGACUUUAUCCUUACAUGGUACCACAAUGUCGGAGAGGAAAAGCGAUUCAUCUCUGAAGCACGAGAAUCACUAGAGAUGUUGUGUUUGGAGGGAUACAGGCGGGCUUCGCAGAUUGAUUCGCAUUACUUGAUCGAACAAGUCAUCGUGGUUUUUCACGGACAUUUGGAGAGGUUUAACGAAGCAAUGGCGAUCGUGAAAGCGAAAAACCCUAAACUCAGAUUGAGCAUUAGUUCUUCCCAACUGCUCUGUCAAACCUACGUAUCACAACUGGCUUCCAAACCGCCAUCGCUUUCAAAACCGGCGGCAGAACUCAGCUACUUAAGGAAUGUUAUUGAUUCACUGCUCGUUACGAUGAUUCCCAAGGACAAGUACAGCUGUGAUGCUGGGAGAUUUAUUUUGAGAGAGAUUUUAACCGUUCGAGUUGUGGAACCUUUGGUUGGACUUUUAACUGAUCCUGAUUGGAUAGGCGAGGCAGUGAUUGACAUUCUCUCUGAUGAUGAGAAUGGGAAAGUGAGCAAGUCAACGGAUGGUGAUACUCUGGUUGUGAAGGAAAGUGAUAGUUUGGAUGAUGCUGUUGAACCUGAUUUGUCAGAAGAGAUACAUCCUCUGUCCUUGGUGGAGAAUGCAACAAGAGUAACUGCGGCUGCUCAAACAAAACCACAAAAAGAAGAAAUGAUGAAAAUGCCAAGGAAAGAAUCCAUGGAGGAUGUGGGGGAAAGAAUUGAAAUAAUGUCACCAGGACAUUGUGAAGAAAAUUCUGAUUUCCGCUGGUCAGUUAGUUCACAGAGACAGCCGCCUGUUGGAGAGAGUCAACAUGAUAACACAGAAUCAUUUCUGGUUAUUUCAGUUGAUGAGAGUGGAGAAAGCAGCCUGGAGGAGCAUACUCCAAAUGGAAGGAACUGGUCUACAGAGGUUGUCCCUCCAUCAUCUGUGGACAACCUGACAUCCUGUAGUUUGUCCUCUUCAUGGAGCGUCUGCCCAUCGUCACAAGAUGAAUCUUUCAAUACGCCAAGUUUUGAAGAUAUGAAGUCAAAUCUCCCAAAGUAUGAAGGUAAUGUUGAUGUGGGAACAAAACUUGGAGAAUUUGGUCACAGCUUGAAAGAACUGACUUGCUGUCACAAGUUUGAAGAGAGUGGUGACACCUACCGACCCAUGUCAAUGGUUGCAGAAAGAGGGAGUAGUGAUGAGGGGUCUGACAUGGAGGAACCAUGCCCAAGACUUAGAAACAGAAGUCUGUCACUUCCAGGAUGUGAUGAAAUGUUUGAAAAUAAAUCUUCGUUCUAUCCUUGCCAUAGUGAACUCUCAAGGUCUGUGAGUGUUCCUACCAAGCUCUCAUUUGCAGAUUUUGAUGAGCAAGAUAUUCAAAAGUUUUCCACUCCAGCCAGCCCGAGAGGGUUUUAUGGCUCUCCACUGUAUAACACAGGCUUUGGUAGUGGCACAGACAGUUUUAAGUCAAUUUCCAGUCAAGAGGAUCUUUUAGAUACUUAUAUUGAGAGAGGUGAGGAAGCAGUAGAACAUUGUGAAGAUUUUGACUCAUACAGGUUUGAUUCUCCUUGGACUGGUGCCAGGCAUAGAAUAACUAAGCAAGCUUCCUUUGAGGAUUCCCAUGACAAACAAACAUCUAAUAAUUUACCUACAGUUGAUUUAACUGGUUCUAAAGAGACAUCUUCACCAUUCAACAAAGACAAAUUUAGAGCUGAAAAAAUAGCAUUACAAAGUAAGAAGGACUCUCCAGGAUUAGAUGACAUCAGAGAAUCAUCUUGGGAAGCUGCAGACAAAGGUCCCCCUGAUGACGAUGCAGUUAGCCGCCGGAAACGUUUACGCCUGGGAUUUGGAGCACAGAAUGCAGAGUCUUUUAGUGAUGCAGUUCUUACUGCUGGCAAGAAAUUUGUAUCAAAUUUCAAACCGCCAUUUAAAUUUGACAGUCUUAGCAGUAGUAGCAAUGGUAGUGCAAAAUCAACAGAAGCAAGUACAACUUCUGAAGGUGAAUUGCUGGAUCAUUCUUCAAGGACUCUACAGAAACUCAUAGCGAUAAAAAAGUCCUUAGAUGCUGGAAGAGUCUGAUCAGCAACAUUUGGAGGAAGAAAAUUGUCAAGAAGUGAUGCUAUGAUUGAAGAAUCCAUUGACAGUGAUGGAGAGACCUGUUAUGGGACACCUCAAGAGGAACUGGCAGAAGAGAUUAUGGAAGUCGGCAACGCGGAAGAAACAGUGGAUGGUAGAAACCUAAGGAGUGUUAAAAGAAUGCACCCAAGUCAGCUUAUUUCCAUUCCUAGCACUGUCGUAGCACUGGAGACAACUUGGGAACCAGGAAGAAAUAAAUACACACUUUACAAAAUAGAGUAUGACAUUAGGAUAUGGUAUGAGGUUUACAAUGCAGCAAUAAGGCAAGCAAAAGAUGAGGCCAAAAAAGAAAAGAUGAAAAGGAAACUGUAUGCAAGAGAGAAUGAACCAGAAGAUGAAGAACUUUCCUUGGAGGCAAUCAAGAGCAGGGUUCCACUGAAACGCAUGAUAAACAGAAGAUAUCGAGAAUUCAUGGAGCUGCAUAACCGUCUCACAGCUGGAAAACUUGGCAUCCACAUGAAAGAUAUUCUAAAGCCAAACAGGAAGUACAAUCUGCCAUUUGGAAGACUUGAUCCUCACGUAGUGGAAGGAAGGAGGGAACUUUUGCAGUAUUACUUAGGGAGCCUAAUAUGCAAACCACCACUGCGAGAUAGUGAAGACCUUAAACAGUUUCUUGGUGUGACUGGAGGAGAACAAGUAUCUUUUAUCAAACCCAGUGUAGCACAGAUUGUAAGCCAGUCAGUUCAUGUACCACGAGUAGACAAGAUGCUAAGCCGACAGAUGACCAAAGUGAUUGACACCAUCAAGACAGCUUUUGAUUCAGCUGAGGAAGAACAGACCACACCCGAGGACUACUCUACUGCAGCAAGUGAAAAUGCAGUUCUUCCUUGGAAAUUAGCAAAUUAUGAAGAUGUCCCUGACAGAGGCACUGAUUUCAACCAAGAGAACUGUUUGAUGUUAUUCUACUACUCUGCAUUUCUUGCCAACCAAGAGGAGUGCAGCCUGCCCACACCACCAUCUCCAAUCCACUCUCUCUAUGAAGAAAAACAAGAGAAUGGCAUUGAACAAGAUGGGCUGCAACUCUGGGAAAAGAAGUGGAAACAUAAAGUGACACCUUCUGAUUUGGAGGAUGAAGCUGUUGGCUGGGAUACUAAUCACCAAGUGCACCAGUCGUUAGGUCCUCGGACAGCUGGUGACGGAAGUGAUAAUCCUGAUGACCCUGUUGCAUUGUCCUCAGACAACCAAUCUGCAUCUGCAUUACAUCUGGGAUUCCACCAGAGAGGACGGUCAGGGGCUUUAUUAAAGAAGCAUAAAGCUGAUUUGCCAUCAAGCACCCCUGCAGUGGUACACAGGCCUCUUGGACUCUCUCUGAGUCAGCCGGAACCCAGAAGUAAGUCUGUG